This is a messenger RNA of Akanthomyces muscarius, 330 nucleotides long. RefSeq lists its product as uncharacterized. Lineage: Eukaryota; Fungi; Ascomycota; Sordariomycetes; Hypocreales; Cordycipitaceae. The record is from RefSeq and is a predicted model, not a curated record. The transcript is spliced from 2 exons. The coding region runs from base 1 to 330 and encodes 109 amino acids.
AUGCUGGCGGGGCAGCUCGCCGAACUCCCCAACUUUUGCCACGGCUCAACCCUCGACAUAAAUACUUACACAAGCUCGCUUGAUUCCAUCCAGCAACACUUCAAUCCUGUCAAUUUUUUUUUUGAAAAGAAAAACAGACUACUCAAACCCACUCUCAAAAUGUGCAAAAAGGCAGCCUGCGACACUUGCAAAAAGUCGACCUGGUGGGGCUGCGGCUCCCACGUCCCCAUGGUCAUGGACACCAUUCCCGAGGAGGAGCGCUGCGCCUGCGAGCCCAAGGUCGAGCGCGAUGGCAAGCAGUAUCCGCCCAUGGCCAAGUCGCCCUCUUGA